UAUACGAGACAGGACGAAUAGUGUACCGACAUCACUGGCAGAGUGAUGGAUAGCACUCGAGUGGGAAAUGCCCGCAGUGAUUCAAGUACACCGACUCGUAAUAUUAGCACUGAGUGAACGGUGAUACAGGAGGACAAUUUCGGGAUUAUAUCGAUUGUCUUUUAACGGUAUGAAAUUUCUGGAGCUUCCAAAAGGAAAGUUGUUAAAAAAGCACAUUUUUUGAGAAAGCUAACCAGGUCAAACAACAAGGAAACAUGGCCUUUGGGUGUAAGGGGUCGGAGGUUGUACGGAUACGUGUAUUGUUCCUGUUGCUGUUAUUGGCGGGCUGUUCUUGUGGAUGGUUGUUCCGCAGAAAAGAAAAUCUCCACGCAUGUUCAACAAAGCGUAGUCCCGACGAGAAGCCAUACUUCUUUGGCACGACAAGUUUGCUUUGCAUGACGUAUAGCUACUAUUUUAGGCGUAGCAAGCGCUCCGCCAGAAUGCCAACAAUGUUGCCCAUACAUAGUUGGCUCUAUUACGAAGGCAAAUACGUGGAGUUCGGCAUCUACCACAACUACAGAAAGCCCUAUAACUAUUCCAUCUCCAUAGAACGCCCGGCCGUCGGGGACAAAUGUGCCUUUAGAUUGGACCAGACACCUCAAGGCUACAGUAGUCUGGGUGUCGACUGUAUCGAGGGGUGUGCCCGGAACUACGUCAGAACGUACGGCGAAUAUCGCCUCUUUACCAACAACUGUCACGUGUUCUUAAACAGGAUAUCCAAGAUUCUUUGUCACUCCGACACCUGUCCGAGCUGGUGUUUGUAUAAUCAGACAGCUUAAUCAGAUGUCUGCCGAGACUGUUCACUAUCUGAAGCAAAUGUUUCUGUGCCUUUGUUUCGAAGGGAGUAAAAUUUUCAGGUCAAA
This is a messenger RNA of Pecten maximus, 902 nucleotides long. RefSeq lists its product as uncharacterized. The transcript has 3 exons. The record is from RefSeq and is a predicted model, not a curated record. The coding region runs from base 255 to 818 and encodes 187 amino acids. NCBI's taxonomy places the organism in Eukaryota, Metazoa, Mollusca, Bivalvia, Pectinida, Pectinidae.